GUUAUUGAACACUUCGCAGUAUUUAAAGGUGUACACUUGCGUAUGUAUAUGAGCAUUUACGCAGGCAUUUGUGUUAGCUUUAAAUGGAGACUAAAAAAUUAUCCUUUUUACAGUGAAUAAAAUGGUCGGACCAUGACUUACUUUUGAAAAUAUGACUGUCGCUGGGUCCGCCCGUCCCUACCCGGGCUACAAACCACCCACAGCGUCACCGUCUCCGCGACCUAUCGCCCGUGUAAAACCCGAGGCAGCCGAAAACGCCUUUCAAGCGCGCGGCUCAUUAGAGCUGACAUACGGAAUUUCCGGCAAUAGAACCCCAAAGCCGGAACCUAAGUGCCAAGGUGCGAGCGCUAGAAGGAACUAUGUCGCUGGCCAAGGUUCCGUUGGGAAGCUCAUGGGCGGGAGGCCAACGCCGAGGCUGAAUCUUGCGCCAACCGCCGUCCCGCGCGUGAAGCCGGAAGCCGCCGCUACCGCCGAGUUACACGCUGGCGGAAGGACCAGAGAGUUAUUCCUGAUGCAAGGUCAGUUGCCUCUGUCCCCACCGCCCGCACCGAGGGUUAAACCGGAAGCAGAACCUAUUGCAGAGGAGCACAAGGGUGGCCGCAUGGAAAAGCUUAUUCACGAUCCAGAGAAACUUCCGGAAACGCCCCGUGAACCGCCGAGAGUAAAACCGGAAGCUGCAAAGACUGCAGAACUGGGAGCUGGGCCUCGCAUGAAUAAAUACAUUCAUAAAUACGCUACGCCGCUUUCAUCACGUGCUGUUCCGAGAGUAAAGCCGGAGGCGGAGGAAAUCGCGCAAAGCCAAGCAGGGAAACCUAUGGCAAAGCUAAUAAAUUCAUACGGAAACAACAGUCCUUCGGCGCGUCCAAUGCCGAGAAUAAAACCGGAAGCAGAAGCCAUUGCAGAGCCUCACAAAGGCGAUCGUAUGAGGUGCAUAGUUCACAGCCCCAAGCGUCUUCCCAGCACUGCACGCCCGGCGCCGCGCGUUACUGAGGAGGGUAUAACAAAUGCAGACCUUAAUUCAGGAAAACAAAUCCGACGUCUGUUGCACGAAAGUGAAUCUCCGGGAACGCCAAGACCCGCAUCACGAGUGACGGCAGAUGGGGAGGAGAAUUACCAGAAAGCCCAAGGUAGCCUCGGAGUUUUGUUCGCCAGGUACGGCACACUUCCGCUCUCAGCCAGAGGGCCACCACGUGUGACUUCCGCUGGUUCGGACAUUGCAAGAAAAAGCAUGGGUGGACGUAUGUCAUGGUUACUGCAUGGGGGUAAUCGAGGUUAAAUUUUGUUAAAGCUAAGCUGGGCGACAUGUUAGUAAAACUUAUUCGUACACCGGAUGUGACCUGUCUACCGUUAGUCCAUUGCGUCUGUAUAUAAAGUUAAAUACACUUUUUAGUUUGCAAGAACAAGGGUGAGGUUUUAAAGAAUGAUAUAUUUUUAUAGAUUGCACGUUUUGUUGUUAUAGCUAGUUGAAGACUUAAUAUGCCGACUUUUGCACACAUUAUUUGCAAAUAUCCAAUAACCAAGUUGCGACAUUUUUGGGCAUUAGAGUGAGUUGCAUAUAGAGUGUUGUUUGGUAUACGUACACUUGCUACAUACAGAUCUUCAGACAAAAAGAGUAUAUAUAAAUCAACGAUUGCAUGUAUAUAGUUGUGAAUAAUUUGUUCAACAGAUGUUCAAAUUAAAAUGUACAGUCAGCUGAA
Dreissena polymorpha is the source of this 1697-nucleotide messenger RNA. RefSeq lists its product as uncharacterized. The record is from RefSeq and is a predicted model, not a curated record. Bases 152 to 1276 code for a protein of 374 amino acids. The transcript has 2 exons. Lineage: Eukaryota; Metazoa; Mollusca; Bivalvia; Myida; Dreissenidae.